Molecule: messenger RNA, 1167 nt
Organism: Myotis myotis
Lineage: Eukaryota; Metazoa; Chordata; Mammalia; Chiroptera; Vespertilionidae
Product: class I histocompatibility antigen, Gogo-C*0203 alpha chain-like
Exons: 4
Coding region: 75-1001 (308 amino acids)
Biological process (GO): antigen processing and presentation of endogenous peptide antigen via MHC class Ib; immune response; antigen processing and presentation of endogenous peptide antigen via MHC class I via ER pathway, TAP-independent
Cellular component (GO): external side of plasma membrane
Molecular function (GO): signaling receptor binding; peptide antigen binding
Source: RefSeq, a predicted model, not a curated record
AGCGUCCCCGCGGUUCCCGGUUAUAACUCCUCCGCGAAAGCGCCGGGACUCAGUUGGUCCCCCCGACGCCGAGGAUGCGGGUCCUGAGCCCCCCCACCCUCCUCCUGCUGCUCUCGGGGGCGCUGGUCCUGCCCCCCAGCUGGGCCCGCCCCCACUCCCUGAGGUAUUUCAGCACCAGCGUGUCCCGGCCCGGCCGCGGGGAGCCCCGCUUCCUCUCCGUCGGCUACGUGGACGACACGCAGUUCGUGCGGUUCGACAGCGACGCCCCGAAUCCGAGGGAGGAGCCGCGGGCGCCGUGGAUGCAGCAGCCGUGGGUGGAGCGGGAGGACCCGGGGUAUUGGGACCGGGAGACGCAGAUCAGCAAGGAAACCGCACGUAUUUACCGAGUGGGACUGCAGACCCUGCGCACCUACUACAACCGGAGCGAGGACGGGUCUCACACGGUCCAGAGCAUGUAUGGCUGCGACCUGGGACCCGACGGGCGCCUCCUCCGCGGGUACAGACAAUUCGCCUACGACGGCGUCGACUACCUCGCCCUGAAUGAGGACCUGACCUCCUGGACCGCGGCCGACAUGGCGGCUCAGAUCACCAAGCGCAAGUGGGAGGUGGCCGGUGAGGCAGAGCGUUUCAGGUUCUACCUGGAGGGCCUGUGUGUGGAGUCGCUGCUCAUGUACCUGGACAAAGGGAACGAGACUCUGCAGCGCACAGACCCUCCAAAGGCACACGUGACCCACCACCCCGUCUCUGCCCGUGAGGUCACCCUGAGGUGCUGGGCGCUGGGCUUCUACCCUGCGGACAUCAGCCUGACCUGGCAGCGUGACGGGGAGGACCAGACCCAGGACAUGGAGCUGGUGGAGACCAGGCCUGCAGGAGACGGGACCUUCCAGAAGUGGGCUGCCGUGGGGGUGCCCCCUGGAGAGGAGCAGAGAUACACGUGCCAUGUGCAGCACGAGGGGCUGCCCGAGCCCCUGACCCUGAGAUGGGCUGAGGAGGGGCCGUGAGCACAGAGCCUCUUCUCAGGGCAGCAGGGGCCCUAGGGGUCAGGGCCCUCACCCUGCCUUCCCUUCUCCCCUUCAUCUUCAUCUUCUAACCGCUAUGAUGUACGCCGGAAACCUAUAUAAUCUUGAACUGUAAUUGAAAAAUAAAAAUAAAAACUAUGUACGUUUA